GAUGUACCAUACUGAAGAAGAACACGCAUGCGCACAAGAAACCAGGAAGUGGAAUAAACAACACAAGCUACUUUUAGCCAUUUAGCUUGACUUGUGGCGAGUAAACAACACUAUGGGCCUGUUCGGAAGAACGCCUGACAAAGCUCCAAAGGAGAUGGUGAAUGAGUGGUCCGGGAAAAUUCGAAAGGAAAUGCGAGUAAUUGACAGACAAAUUCGGGAUAUUCAAAGAGAGCAAGAAAAGGUUAAAAGAUCUAUCAAAGAAGCUGCCAAAAAGGGAGAGAAGGAUGUGUGUAUAAUUCUUGCAAAAGAAAUUAUUCAGUCUAAGCGAGCAGUUACAAAGCUUUAUGCAUCUAAAGCUCAUAUGAACUCAGUGCAACUCAGCAUGAAGAAUCAACUGGCUUUGGUACGUGUCUCCGGAUCCCUUCAGAAGAGCACUGAGGUCAUGAAAGCCAUGCAGAGUCUGAUCAAAGUCCCGGAGAUUCAAGCCACAAUGAGAGAGCUGUCAAAGGAGAUGUUGAAGGCGGGUAUUAUUGAAGAAAUGCUUGAAGACACAUUUGAAAGCAUGGAAGAUGGGGAAGACAUGGAGGAAGCAGCAGAGGAGGAAGUUGACAAGAUUCUUUUUGAAAUUACAGCCGGUGCCCUUGGUAAAGCACCCAGCAAAGUCACAGAUGAACUUCCUGAAAUGCCUGCUGGAGCUGGAGCUGCCGCAGCCUCAGACGCUGAAUCUGAAGAAGACAUUGAAGAGAUGCAGUCCAGACUGGCAGCUUUGAGGAGCUAAGGUGACUCUAGAUUUCACCCCUUGUGCUCACAACAUCAAAGACAAUUCUGAUGCAGGAUUAAAACACUUUAAUCUUUUCUUCUUUUCUUACAAUCAUAUGGGGGUACAGAACUAUCUGCUUUAAAACAUGCACUCAUGCAUUUUGCUUUCUGAGUCAUGGUUCUGGUAAAACAGAAGGUAGAAGGUGUGUAUAAUGUAAUAUGUAUGAAAAACCUGCUGUGCCUAAUGUGCUGUAUUGUUUUGAGAGGCUUGUCAAGUGUACAAUUUACAGUGCUGUGCAGAAGUGCUUACACUCACAUUCUGCAUUUCUUAGAUCUAUACUCCUCAUACAUUACAAAGAUAUACAAAUCAGUGUAAUGGGGAAAAAAAUACUGCUUACAUAAAUUAUAAAUAAUCAUUAAUAGAAGGUUUUAGUAUAACAAAUAUUCCAAAAUGUCAUAAAUCCAGAAGAAUGUUAGCUGUUUGCACUGCACUGUAAUUAUGAAGAUGCAUAACAUAAAAACUAAACAAUAUGUGCCAAGUCAAACCCUGUUGUUGGACUCACAGAAGUAGGUUUUCACUUCUAAUGUAAGUGCACAGAAUUGCACGAAGAUAAUAUCCCAAUUUAACUGAAAUAAGUAAUUGGAAUAUAAAGUGUAGAGUUUUUUGUUUGUCACGCAAUUCAAACUCAAUUUUUGUUUGUCACACAGUUCUACGCUGCAUGUCUCUUAUCACUGUCAGUGUGUCCACGUCAGAAAUACUGAUGUUUACUUGUAUUCAGUCUUUUUAAUGGUGAUGGUUGAGUUAGUUUUACCUUUAUAUACAUGCAGCAACAAAAAAAACUGCUUUAUUGCGUCCUUCUGAAAAACGCUGCAUUGUGCUUUGUCCAUCUAAAACAUAACCCAUUUAACAUUUUUAAUUAUUAUUUUUUGUUUCAGUUUGUACAGAAGGCUUCAAGUAGUGUAGAACCUCCAUAUUGUGGUUUAUAAGUUGUAUGUUGAUGGUAAUAAACAUAUUGAAUAUAUAAGACAUAUUUUUCUGAAGCUUUAGUAAAGUGAAUCUUUUAAAGUG
Molecule: messenger RNA, 1828 nt
Organism: Boleophthalmus pectinirostris (great blue-spotted mudskipper)
Lineage: Eukaryota; Metazoa; Chordata; Actinopteri; Gobiiformes; Gobiidae
Gene: chmp3
Product: charged multivesicular body protein 3
Exons: 6
Coding region: 113-778 (221 amino acids)
Biological process (GO): late endosome to vacuole transport; protein transport; endosome transport via multivesicular body sorting pathway
Cellular component (GO): multivesicular body; ESCRT III complex
Source: RefSeq, a predicted model, not a curated record